Messenger RNA from Aureobasidium pullulans EXF-150, 1442 nucleotides. RefSeq lists its product as uncharacterized. The transcript is spliced from 2 exons. The record is from RefSeq and is a predicted model, not a curated record. Bases 317 to 1234 code for a protein of 305 amino acids. NCBI's taxonomy places the organism in Eukaryota, Fungi, Ascomycota, Dothideomycetes, Dothideales, Saccotheciaceae.
UGAUUCACAAUUAUACUGUGCAUAGAAGCGUGCCCACGUCGACAAUGACAUUGCUUGUGAUAUUGCCAUUGGCUUUCCGCUUUCACUUUUUCAUUCAUCAAAUCCCAUUGUCGAGCAGCGACUCACUCACCAUUGUUCUCAAAUAUCGAGCUUCGUCAUUCUCACUUCGGCUUUGCCUUCUGAUCAUCACAAACUUCCGGCUCUUACUCCCAGACCAUCUUACCAACAACAUACAUCGCUGAACAUAUUCAUCUCAAAUUCGCGCGGCAGAUUUCCAACUCAGUCCAACAUCCACCAUCUACUUCACAGACAGAUCAUGCGUUUCAAGAGGCUCCUCAAAGCACUCGGAUUGUGGUAUGAAAAUGUCGCCGAACACAAGCACAAGUGCCAGAUCCACAACCCGUACCAUACCUGGAGCUUCUCGGACCUGUCAAGAUCUAUCAAGGAGCGUGGAAUCAAGCUGCCUCAAAAUCGCAACAAGAGACGCGGCAAGAAAUGCAAGAAGAAGCGCACACCUAAAUCUCUUCGCAAGGCACUUGUGAAGGCCGACAAGUCCUGCAACUUCCGUCUUAUGGACUUACCCACUGAGCUCCGUCAACUCGUCUAUGAAAUGGCUAUCCCCAAUUCCAUCAGCCAGUCGGAGUAUGAGAUUGGAGCAAAAGUCGAAAAGAUGCCAGCCCUCCUCCACACUUCCAGUCAGGUCCGCAGAGAAGCUUCCCCCAUCUUCUACCGCAACAACUACAUUAAACUGCGUUUGAUGUCACCAUGCGAAUCUCGCCCGAUUUAUAAGUGUCGUGACAGAUUUGAACACAUAAUGGGUCGCAAUCCUAGCAUUUGGCUACCGAACAUCGAUUCCUUCCAAGUCGAGAGCCUUAGAUUUGUCUCCUUCAAAUUCUUCUGGGACUGCACCAAGCGCCGAAUCAACAUGGACCUCAGAUCUAACGAUGCCAGCCAUUGGACUGUACUCGUCUGCUUCUUCAAGUUAUGCACGCACUCUCACGAACAGCUCACCCUCGGACAGUGGAAGAAGAGAUUUGAGUCUGAAGGAAAAAGCGACAUGGCGCAGCGUGUACUCGAGCUUAUCAUUGAGGGAAAUGAUAUGAUUCGCGGGUUCAAGGAGAUUUGUGCAUGGGAAACUCGCAGGCAACUGACCAUCCCCGCUCUUCAGACCCUCUCGAUGAACAUGGCAGUUUUCCUCAGUAAGGUGCCAUGUUUCGAUGGCGGUCGUUGGUAGAGACCAUCCAAAGAGGAUGCCGCUAAGCAUAACUCACAACUUGCGCAUGCACAUGGCCGUGAGCAACAGAUGAAAACAAUCGAUAAGAUAUGGACACGAAGUGGGAAUUUGGGUUUAGGGUGGGACGGGCUGAGCGUUGAUUUAGUCAAUUGCUCAUGGAAAAUAUCCAAGUUAUACAUUUCGAACCGAUGAAAAUUGAAUGUCAUGG